This is a messenger RNA of Alnus glutinosa, 5476 nucleotides long. RefSeq names its product zinc finger CCCH domain-containing protein 44. Lineage: Eukaryota; Viridiplantae; Streptophyta; Magnoliopsida; Fagales; Betulaceae. Bases 184 to 5331 code for a protein of 1715 amino acids. The record is from RefSeq and is a predicted model, not a curated record. The transcript has 11 exons. Gene Ontology annotation, cellular component: Cdc73/Paf1 complex. Gene Ontology annotation, molecular function: DNA binding; metal ion binding; RNA polymerase II C-terminal domain phosphoserine binding.
GGCGGGCCUGAGCUCCAACUAUUAUAACCGAAGGCUUCUGUCGCCGCUCUUACCCAAAUCGCGCUUUUCACAGACUCAGACUCACAGUUUUUGUGCUCGUUCGUCUGAUUUAUCCGCUGUUCUCGACGCCGCGGCAUCAGAUAGGUUUAAAGGAGAUGCUUAGGAGUAGGGGCUGAGUAGGAGAUGGCUGAUGUGACACAGGAGACGGGGGUGGCUGAGGAGGCAGGUGUGGUUGGGGAUUUGCCCGAUGAGGCGGAGCGGACAGAGGUUGCGGAUGUGGCUGGCAUGGCAGAUGUGUGUUAUGUGGAGGUGGAGAAGGAUGAGGCUUCCACGGUGGGAAUGAGGGAGGUUGCUGAGAAGGGGGAUGUGGCUGACUUGGUGGAUGGGAAGGAGGUUGGUGCAGAGAUGGAGGACAUGGCUGACUUGAAGGAAACGACAAUGGUUGCAGAGGAAGAGGAUGUGGCUGACUUGGCGGAAACGAGGGAGGUUGCAGAGGAGGAUGUGGCUGACUUGGCGGAAACGAGGGAGGUUGCAGAGGUGGCCGUGGCUGACUUGGCAGAAACGACAGAGGUUGCAAAGAAAGAGGAUGUGGCUGACUUGGCGGAAGCGAGGGAGGUUGCAGAGGAGGAGGUUGUGGCUGACUUGGUGGAAAUGACGGAGGUUGUUGAGGAGGAAGAUGUGGCUAAAUUGGCGGAAGUGACAGAGGUUGCAAACGAGGAGGAUGUGGCUAAAUUGGCGGAAGUGACUGAAGUUGCAAACAAGGAGGAUGUGGCUGACUUGGUGGAAAUGAGGGAGGUGGCAAAGGAGGAUAUGGCUGACUUGGUUGAAAUGAGAGAGGUUGCAAAGGAGGAUGUGCCUGACUUGCCAGAAAUGAUGGAGGUUGCAGAGGAGGAGGAUGUGGCUGAAUUGCCGGAGGAGACAUAUGUGGCUGGCCAAGUGGUGGAAGAUGGGGAUUUGCCAGGUCCAGUAGCUGAGGAAACGGAUUUGACAGGCCCAGUGGUUGAGGAGACAGAUCUGGCAGGUGCAAUGGGUGAGGAGACAGAUUUUGCAGGCCCGGUAGUUGAGGAGACAGAUUUAGGUGGCCAUGUGGAUGAGAGAGAGGAAGCAGUAGACGAAGCAAAUGUGGCUCAUGUGGCAAAUGAAACCAUGGAGGCAGAGGAGGACUUGGCAGAGGAGGCCAUGGAGGCAGAGGAGGCCAUGGAGGCAGACGAGAUAGAAGCAAUAGAGAUGACGGAAAUGGCUGAGGAUGCCAUAGAGGCAGAGGAGAUAAUAGAGGCCGAAGAGGAAAUGGAGGUGACAGAGGAGAUGGAGGCGGUGGAGGCGAGUAAGGGAAGUGGUGGAGGGAAGAGGAAGCGUGGCAAGAAUUCUCGGGCCCCAGCAAGAGUCCCAAGGAAGAAGGUGGAAGAGGAUGUUUGUUUCAUUUGCUUUGAUGGGGGUGAUCUUGUGCUUUGCGAUCGCCGGGGAUGCCCUAAGGCGUACCAUCCUUCUUGUGUUAAUCGCGAUGAGGCAUUCUUUCGAGCUAAGGGUCGAUGGAAUUGUGGUUGGCACCUGUGUAGCAACUGUGAGAAGAAUGCCUGCUAUAUGUGUUAUACCUGUACAUUUUCCUUGUGCAAGGCAUGCAUCAAAGAUUCAGUUAUCUUAUGUGUGAGAGGAAACAAAGGCUUCUGCGAGACAUGCAUGAAAACGGUCACAUUAAUUGAACACAAUCUACAAGGAAACAAGGAUAUGGGUCAAGUAGAUUUUGAUGACAAAAGUAGCUGGGAGUAUCUUUUCAAGGAUUACUGGAUAGAUUUGAAAGAGAGGCUGUCUCUGACUUUAGAUGAACUAAAUCAUGCUAAAAAUCCAUGGAAAGUAGCUGACGUAUUUGCUGGUAAACAGGAAUCGCCUGAUGACCUUUAUGAUGCUAAUAAUGAUGAGGGGUCAGAUUCAGACAGUUCUGGGAAUAUAGAAAUCAACAACUCUAAAAGAAGGAGAGCCAAGAAACGGUUGAGGCCCCGUUCCAAGGAGGCUGAUUCACCAGCCCCUGCAACAUCAAGUGGCGCUGAAGGUCCAUCCAUGGAUGACAAUGCUGAAUGGGCAUCAAAGGAGCUCUUGGAGUUUGUUAUGCACAUGAAGGAGGGUGACAGAUCUGUUUUAUCUCAGUUUGAUGUUCAGGCUCUCUUGCUAGAUUAUAUAAAGAGAAACAAACUCAGAGAUCCACGUCGCAAAAGUCAAAUAAUUUGUGACUCAAGGCUCCAAAGUUUAUUUGGGAAACCGCGCGUGGGGCAUUUUGAAAUGUUAAAGCUUCUUGAAUCUCACUUUCUUAUAAAAGAGGAUUCACAGGUUGAUGAUCUUCAAGGGAGUGUUGUUGAUAAUACUGAAGCUAGUCAAUUGGAGACUGAUGGGAACUUGGAUGCCCUAGCAAAGACUGGUCGAGAUAAGAAACGUAAAACUCGUAAGAAGGGUGAUGAGAGAGGACCUCAAUCAAAUGUAGACGACUAUGCAGCCAUUGAUAUUCACAACAUUAAUUUAAUUUACUUAAGACGUAAUUUAGUGGAAGAACUACUUGAAGACAUGGAAAAGUUUCAUGACAAAGUUGUUGGUACUUUCGUGAGAAUAAGGAUUUCUGGUAGUGGUCAAAAGCAAGAUUUGUAUAGGCUGGUGCAAGUUUUAGGUACAUGCAAAGCAGCUGAGCCAUAUAAAGUUGGUAAAAGGAUGGCAGAUAUCUUGCUAGAAAUAUUAAAUUUAAACAAGACAGAGAUCAUAUCAUCUGAUAUAAUCUCAAAUCAAGAGUUCACUGAGGAUGAGUGCAAGCGUCUGCGCCAAAGCAUAAAAUGCGGACUUAUCCAUCGGCUGACUGUGGGAGACAUUCAGGAGAGAGCAAUUGCACUCCAGGAGGUCAGAGUCAAAGAUUGGCUGGAAACGGAGAUUGUGCGACUCAGUCAUCUUCGUGAUCGAGCUAGUGAAAAAGGGCGUAGGAAGGAGCUUAGAGAAUGUGUAGAGAAACUACAGCUUCUCAAGACACCUGAGGAGCGCCAGCGCAGACUGGAGGAAAUUCCAGAAAUACAUGCUGACCCACAUAUGGAUCCAAGUUAUGAGUCGGAAGAAGAUGAAGGCGAAACUGAUGAUAAGAGACAAGAAACCUACAUGAGACCGAGAGGUACUGGCUUUAGCAGGAGGGCCAGGGAGCCAGUUUCUCCACAAACAGGAGGUUCUGCCUUUAGUGAUUCCUGGAGUGGGACGAGGAAUUAUUCUGACAUGAGUAGAGAAUUAAGCAGGAGUAUGUCUAAUAAGGGGUUGUCUUAUAAAGGAGAUGAUACUACUGUUGCUGGUGAGAUGCUGAAUGAACGAAAUCAAGGAAGAGACAGAGAAACACCACAAGCAAGUAGUUGGGAGAAGCAAAAAAUUGCUGCAAGUUCGGAAAUUGGCGCUAGUAAGACCCAUUCUGUGCUAAAGUCUGACACAAUUUCUUCUGUGUCAGAAAUUUCAGCAGCAUCUCUCUCUACUGCAGUGACACAAUCUGCUGCCUCAAUCAAUGAAACAGAAAAACUGUGGCGUUAUCAGGAUCCAAGCGGAAAAAUCCAGGGACCAUUUUCCAUGGUGCAGCUGCGUAAAUGGAACAACACUGGAUAUUUUCCUGCUAAUCUGAGGAUUUGGAGAGCCACUGAGAGGCAAGAUGAUUCUCUACUUUUGACUGAUGCAUUGGCUGGAAAGUUCCAGAAAGACCCACCGUUGGUGGAUAACAGCUUUCCAAAGGCUCAAGUGGUGCACAGUUCAAAUAUAUCAUCCUCAUAUUCUGGGAAGCCUCAUGGAGCAUCCUUUCAGCAAGGCAUGGAGGGUCAAGUUGGUGAAAGAUCUAACCUCGAUCAAAAUCGUGGAGUUCUGAAUUCACAUUCUAGUCUGGGUUCUUCUGGCCAAUCUGCAGGAGGGAGUUGGAGAUCUCAAGCUGAAAUCAGUCCUGCAGGCAGGCCUUCUACCUUGUCAGUUGAGGUCCCUCAAACUUCUGCAGAUGGGUGGGGUUCUAAUUACCGCAAUGAUUCAACAAAUCUUCCUUCGCCUACUCCAAUCAAUACUACACCAGGUGCGACAAAGGGGCAACCUCAUGAAAGCAAAUGGUUGCACAAUCCUGUUCAGUCAGUUGGUUCUGUCAUUGGAGCUGGUCCAUUCUUGGGAGCCAACGGAGAGCUGCAACCGCCUGCUGCAGUUAUCCCAGAGAGUGCAGCGCGAGGUUCUGAAAGUAAUGGUGCAAGUUCACAUCCUGGAGCGACUCCUGUACCCAAUCCAGAAAAAGGUAUGCUGGUAGGCUCUCUAAAUGCUCUUCAAAUGCAUGUUCAAUCAACAGUGCCGUCAUCCGUUUUGGCUGAUGCUUCAGUGAGCCCGGGUGCUGAUAUUAAGAAUACUGGCACUAAUUUCCACAAUUUGGAUCGGUCUGUGGCUAAUCAUAAUCUUCCAAUUGAAACUCAAGGAUGGGGUUCUGGUUUAGUUCCAAAACCUGAAAUGACCGCUUCAUGCCCGAUACCUGGGAGUGAAUCCCAGGCCUUUGGAAGUGCUCCUUCCCAGAAGGUAGAACCAAAUAAUCCUGCUACCAUGCCUGUGCAACCGCUUGCUCAUGGUCGCUGGGCUGAUGCUCCAUUUAUCCACAAUUCUGCUCCAUCAUUCAGCUCAGGAAAUCCAGUGGGGAGUUUUCCCGCAGCAGGCUUCUCAGGUUUACCUCCAUCUGAACCUUGGAGACAUUCAGGUCCAGGUAAUCAAUCAAACAUUCAGCCUCCAGCUCCACCCACCCUAACUUGGGGCAUGGGUGUUGCAGAGAACCAAACUGCAGGUACAAGACCAGGGCCAGAGAAUCAAACCACAGGUUGGGGUCCAGUGCCAGGAAAUCAUAACAUGGGCUGGGGAGGACCAGUUCCAGCAAAUGCAAACAUAAAUUGGGGUCCUCCUGGUCAGGGGCCCGCACCCGGAAACCCGACUGGAGGAUGGGCAGCACCUGUUCAAGCACCUGGAAACGCAGUUCCAGGUUGGGUCCCUGCCAGUCAAGGGCUUCCUCUGGGAAACACAAAUCCUGGUUGGGUUGCUCCUGGUCAAGUGCCGCCACCCGGAAAUGCAAAUCCUGGUUGGGUGGCGGCACCCACCGGGAAUCCAGGCAACAACACAGACAGGUUCACAAACCAAAGUGUUAGGGGUUCUCACGGUGGAGAGACUGGUUAUGGUGGAGGUAAAGCUUGGAACAGGCAGUCAUCAUUUGGUGGAGGGGGAGGAGGUUCUAGGCCUCCUUUCAAAGGGCAAAGAGUGUGCAAGUUCCAUGAGGGGGGGCAUUGCAAAAAAGGAGCUUCAUGCGAUUAUCUCCACCCUUGAGUCUUUUUUAAAUUUUGUAUAAGUAGAGCAGUUAAUACUGUACAGUAAUUUUUCAAAAAAGCCUUUUGACUUUGUAUAAGCUUUUGUUGCUUUCUUCUACAUAUAUAAGUUAGUGCAGGUUCUAAUCUCCCCCGAUUUUGCUUCA